Tarenaya hassleriana is the source of this 2642-nucleotide messenger RNA. RefSeq names its product CSC1-like protein At1g32090. The transcript has 11 exons. Gene Ontology annotation, cellular component: plasma membrane. The coding region runs from base 76 to 2463 and encodes 795 amino acids. Gene Ontology annotation, molecular function: calcium-activated cation channel activity. Lineage: Eukaryota; Viridiplantae; Streptophyta; Magnoliopsida; Brassicales; Cleomaceae. The record is from RefSeq and is a predicted model, not a curated record.
UCACUACGCCCCCCCCCCUUCCCCGCUCACGUUCGAGACUCCAUCUCUCUCCUCCUUUCUCUCUCUUCUUCUUCAAUGGCGACUCUGGAAGACAUUGGAGUGUCUGCUCUGAUAAAUAUCCUCACAGCCUUCGCGUUUCUUCUGGCUUUUGCGGUUCUGAGAAUUCAACCCAUCAACGAUAGAGUUUACUUUCCGAAAUGGUAUCUCGCCGGAGAACGGAGCAGUCCCCGGAGUUCCUACGGAACCCUUGUCGGAAAAUUCGUCAACCUCAAUUUCAGGACAUAUCUCACCUUCUUGAACUGGAUGCCUCAGGCCAUGAGAUUGAGCGAGCCCGACAUUGUUCGUCACGCCGGCCUCGAUUCCGCCAUUUUUCUCCGGAUUUAUACCCUCGGCCUGAAGAUUUUUGCACCAAUCAUGGUGUUGGCUCUCAUUGUUCUUGUUCCAGUGAACGUCUCGAGUGGAACACUCUUUUUCUUGAAGAAGGAACUCGUCGUAAGCGACAUUGACAAGCUUUCCAUAUCAAACGUCAGACCCGAAUCCUCAAAGUUCUUCUUCCACAUUGGAUUGGAAUACAUUCUUACCUUCUGGACAUGUUUCAUGCUUUACUUGGAAUACGACAAGGUUGCGUCUAUGCGUCUUCAGUACUUAGCUUCUCAGAAGAGGCGGCCCGAGCAGUUUACAGUCGUUGUCCGAAACGUGCCUUACAUGUCCGGACACUCGAUUCCAGAUACUGUAGAUCAGUUCUUCAAGACAAAUCACCCUGAACAUUACCUCUGUCACCAGGCGGUCUACAAUGCUAACAAGUAUGCCAAGCUGGUGAGGAAAAGAGAGAGGUUGCAAAGCUGGUUGGACUAUAAUCUACUGAAGUAUCAACGCCAUCCGGAAAAGAGGCCGGCUAGAAAGACGGGGUUUCUGGGGCUCUGGGGCAAAAGGGUCGAUUCCAUCGAGUACUACACGCAACAAAUCAAGGAGUUUGAUGAAAGGAUGUCAAUGGAGCGGCAGAAAGUUCUCAAGGACUCGAAACUGAUGCUACCUGUUGCUUUUGUGUCGUUUGACUCGAGAUGGGGAGCAGCUGUUUGUGCACAGACUCAACAGAGCAAGAAUCCGACGUUAUGGUUAACGAGUUGGGCUCCUGAACCUCGUGACAUCUAUUGGCAAAACUUGGCUAUACCUUUUAUUUCUUUGAGCAUUCGAAAGCUCGUUAUCGGGGUUUCGGUGUUUGCGUUGGUCUUCUUCUACAUGAUACCGAUUGCUUUCGUGCAAUCUCUUGCUAACUUGGAGGGUCUUGAAAGGGUUGCUCCUUUCCUUAGACCCGUGACGAGAUUGAGUUUCAUCAAGUCGUUCUUACAGGGUUUUCUUCCUGGUCUCGCCCUGAAGAUUUUCUUGUGGAUACUACCGACUCUUCUGCUGAUUAUGUCAAAGAUUGAAGGAUACAUUGCUUUAUCAACCCUUGAGCGUAGGGCAGCAGCGAAAUACUAUUACUUCAUGUUAGUUAAUGUGUUCUUGGGAAGUAUCAUCGCGGGAACUGCCUUUCAGCAACUGGAAUCUUUCCUUAAGCAAUCGCCAACCGAGAUUCCUCGGACCAUUGGAGUCUCCAUACCGAUGAAAGCCACGUUCUUUAUCACUUACAUAAUGGUUGACGGGUGGGCUGGGAUUGCCGGUGAGAUCCUCAGGUUGAAGCCCUUAGUCAUUUUCCACCUCAAGAACAUGUUUCUUGUGAAGACCGAGAAAGACAGAGAGAGGGCAAUGGACCCGGGUUUCGUUGAUUUCAAAGAGACUAUCCCAACCCUCCAGCUCUACUUCCUCUUGGGCAUUGUUUAUGCAGCCAUUACCCCAAUCCUUCUUCCCUUCAUACUCGUCUUCUUCGCCUUUGCAUACCUUGUUUACCGCCAUCAGAUUGUGAAUGUGUACAAUCAACAAUACGAGAGCUGUGGAGCGUUCUGGCCUCAUGUCCAUGGCCGGAUAAUCGCAAGCUUACUGAUAUCGCAGCUACUGUUAUUAGGUCUGUUGAGUACAAAAAAGGCUGCCAGGUCCACUCCAUUACUCAUCAUCUUGCCCUUGUUGACGCUUUGGUUCCACAAGUACUGCAAAAACCGGUUCGAACCCGCUUUCAGAAAGUACCCUCUUGAGGAAGCAAUGGCGAAAGACAAGCUGGAGAAGGAGACAGAGCCGGAACUGAACAUGAAAGCGUACCUAGCAGACGCGUACCUGCACCCGAUCUUCCACUCGUUCGAGGAAGAAGAGAUCGAGCAAGAGGAGAUGGUGGAGGUUAGAGUCGACAAACACCAAGCCCACACGUCCAGUUCCAUGCCUGAAACCGGCUCGCCUUCUCCUCCCCAUCAGCUUUACCACCACUCUUCUUCUUCCCCGUCUCACUAUACAGCUGCUGCAACGUAUGAACAGUCGUCGUCAGAGUACGAGUACCGAUACGAAGCUUACAGCCAUGAAUACCGUUAUGGUUGAGGUUCAAUUUCAAGCCCUUCAGACCAGACAAGAUGAUGGUGGUGGUUUCAGUCCUGUGAAGAACGUGUUGUUGUCCUGUUUCAGGGUUUUAGGUUCUUUGUACACAAACUUGUGAAGGUUUUCUGUGAUAUUGUUUUCGGGAUUUGUAAAAUUGUAGAAUUUGGUUAAUAUAGUGAAUG